AUGUACAAUCUAUCCGAUAACGUUAUCUUUGCGGAUGCGGACAUGCAGUACCUACACAUCACUAUCGGGUCCGUGCACUUAGCGCCAAUCUUGAGCCUCACCUAUUCAUCCCACCUAAGAUCUCAACCGCCGACAUCUCGCAACUCGACAUCACGCGAGCAUAUAUCAACUCCAGUAACAAUGUCAGGAUCAACUACAACACCAAGACGUCCGCCGAACGUUCCUUUCUUUCUAGUUCCCCCAGAACUAUUUUCAAUAGUCACAGAUGCCGCCCCCUUCCCUAUCUACCGUUGCUCCAGUGUGUCCCCCGAGAACCGACCUUUUCUUAAAACUUUAAAUCUUAAAACCAUACUUUCUCUUACUGCCGAGAAGCCCUCGAAGCCACUCCGCGCCAUAUCGGAGGAGCAGAACUUGAACUUGGUCCACCUCGGGCUCUGGCAGCCUCGCAAUCUGGAGGCUUCCCAGCCAUUAUCAAAGGGCGCGGUUGAAAAAACGUUACAAUUACUCACUACCGACAAUCUGCCGGCCUUAUUGGUGGACGGAGGUCAUGGGAUUUUUGUGGGCGUGCUGAGAAAGCUCAUGGGGUGGAACCAUACUAGUAUAAUUCUAGAGUAUCGGUCCUUCGCAGGCAACCAUCCGAGAUAUGGAAAUGAGGAGUUUAUCGAGAUGGUUGACACUUCGCGGAUUAAUAUUCCCGAGGGAAUUGAGUUUCUAGCUUGGCACGGUCCCAAGAGCAAUGAAGAGGACAAAGAGGGGGAAAGUGAAGGAGGGGGAGAAAAGAAUAAGGGGGAGUCAAAGGAUGUGGGGGUUACUAGUCGUUCUCGAGCUGAGCUAGUUAAGAAAUAA
Molecule: messenger RNA, 846 nt
Organism: Morchella importuna
Lineage: Eukaryota; Fungi; Ascomycota; Pezizomycetes; Pezizales; Morchellaceae
Exons: 5
Coding region: 1-846 (281 amino acids)
Molecular function (GO): phosphatase activity
Source: RefSeq, a predicted model, not a curated record